Messenger RNA from Melopsittacus undulatus (budgerigar), 4932 nucleotides. RefSeq names its product tripartite motif containing 32 (gene TRIM32). NCBI's taxonomy places the organism in Eukaryota, Metazoa, Chordata, Aves, Psittaciformes, Psittaculidae. Gene Ontology annotation, molecular function: zinc ion binding; protein binding; ubiquitin protein ligase activity. The record is from RefSeq and is a predicted model, not a curated record. The coding region runs from base 1018 to 2961 and encodes 647 amino acids. Gene Ontology annotation, cellular component: cytoplasm. Gene Ontology annotation, biological process: protein K48-linked ubiquitination. The transcript has 2 exons.
AGAGGAUGGUUUCUGAUCUACAGUGCCCAGGCUUCUGCUUCCCUGGCUCAGAUAGGAGCCAAGAAGAAAAGGGAAGAGCAUUCAGCAGCAGAAAGUGCCAAGCGUGUCCCCGCUCCUGUACUCAUUGAGCCAGGGAUCAGAUCCCAGCGUGGGAUCAGAGCUGCUGCACCACUGAAUUCCCUCCUGAAACGCAGGCUUUCAAGGGCUGUGAGCUCAGAGACUAAAAGGAGUUGUGUAACUCUCGGCAUGAACAUAAAGAACUUAUCUUUGUUGCAGUUGCCUUCUCCCACUUGAGCAAAUGGGAAAGUGAACUUUUCUGUUGGGAAUGCGCCCAAGGAUGAAGCUGGCAAACCCACAGCAGGAAAGUGGGAAUGCUCUGUGCAUGCAGCCAUAGUUCAGGACAAGCUGUCUGCAUCCCUCUGUGACCAGCUCUUCAGUUUAAAGACUGACUCCUUCCAUCCCCUCCUCUUCCCCUACAAGAAAUGUUUCCUUCCCCAUUUCUUUGAAUAGCUAAGCCAUGCAACAGCAACGCUAUUGAAACCCAGUCUACUGAAUAACAACUUAAUGAUGGCACCCCUGUUCUAUUCCUUUUGAAUGGCUGCUUCAGCAGGAUCUGCUCCCUGCUGGGAGGGAGGUGAGGGUGGAGAAACCUGGAUUGAAGCUGAAUGGCAACCCCAGUGCUGGAAAACUGAACCAGACGGCAAGAAUGAGGUCAAUGCUGCGAGGCUAAAACCAGGAGACAUUCAAUGCAGCUAAGCUAAGUUCAAGAUCUAACGGCAAGCACUUGGGGGUGCGUAUUAACAAAUGCUUGGAGUCCUCUGUUAGCUCCACUAGUGCUAAUUCCUGCUGUUCUGCAUGGAGCUGUGUUUAAUUGGCAUGCUGAAGCAUGAUGCUGCGUGGCAGAGGUUAAGGAAAUAACACUGGCAUCAGAUCUUCACUGUUUGCUUUCGAAUUGGUGCACCUUGGAAUAGAUGCGAGAAGAAGACUUUGUGCUGGGUAAAGCUGCCUUGGAAAGCCAUGGCUGCCGCCCCUCAUCUCAACUCAGAUGCACUCCGAGAGGUCCUGGAGUGCCCCAUUUGCAUGGAGUCCUUCACUGAGGAGCACCUGAGACCCAAGCUCUUACACUGCGGGCACACCAUCUGCAAACAGUGCUUGGAGAAGCUCCUGGCAAACAGCAUUAAUGGGAUCCGGUGCCCUUUCUGCAGCAAAAUCACACGGAUCACAAGCUUAGCUCAGAUGACUGACAACCUGACUGUGCUGAAAAUCAUAGACACCACUGGACUGGGGGAAGCAGUGGGUCUUCUCAUGUGCAAGGUCUGUGGGAGAAGGUUGCCAAGACACUUCUGCAAGAGCUGCAGCUUGGUUUUAUGUGAGCCCUGCAAGGAGUCAUCACACAUGCCUCAAGGACAUAGAGUUGUUGCUAUCAAAGAGGCUGCUGAAGAGCGUAGGAGGGAAUUUGGGACAAGGCUUGCCAGACUUCGGGAGCUCAUGGGUGAUCUGCAGAAAAGAAAAGCAUCUCUGGAGGGUGUUUCAAGAGACCUGCAGUCUAGAUACAAAGCAGUUCUGCAAGAUUACAGCAAAGAAGAGCGCAAGAUCCAGGAGGAACUGGUCAGGUCACGCAAGUUCUUCACCAGCUCUUUGUCAGAAGUGGAGAAGGUAAAUAAUCAGGUCAUGGAGGAGCAAGCUUAUCUGCUGAACUUAGCAGAAGUGCGGAUCAUGUCUUGCUGUGACUAUUUCCUUGCCAAAAUCAAGCAGGGAGAUAUAGCCCUCUUAGAGGAGGCAACAGAUGAGGAAGAACCAGACCUGACAAACAGUCUUCCAAGGGAGCUGACUCUUCAAGAGGUUGAACUCCUGAAGGUGAGCCAUGUGGGACCACUGCAGAUUGGGCAGGUGGUGAAGAAGCCCCGCACUGUUAAUGUGGAGGAAUCCCUCAUGGAAACUGCAGCAUCCUCAUCGGCAUCAUUCAGGGAGCCUGAGUUGGUGCAAGAGGAGCCCAGCUGCACACCCACUUCCUCCCCAGCCAAGCCAAGGAUGCCUGAAGCAGCCACGAGCAUCCAGCAGUGUAACUUCAUCAGGAAGAUGGGCUCCAAGGGCAGCCUGCCAGGGAUGUUUAAUCUCCCUGUCAGCCUCCACGUCACCUUGCAGGGCGAGGUGCUUGUUGCAGACAGAGGCAACUUCCGAAUACAGGUUUUUACCCGCAAGGGCUUCCUAAAGGAGAUCCGCCGCAGCCCCAGUGGAAUCGACAGCUUUGUUUUGAGUUUCCUUGGAGCAGACUUACCCAAUUUGACACCCCUUUCUGUCACCAUGAACUGCCACGGCCUCAUAGGUGUCACUGACAGCUAUGAUAACUCUUUCAAGGUCUACACCAUGGAUGGCCAUUGCGUGGCAUGUCACCGGAGCCAGCUGAGCAAGCCCUGGGGCAUCGCUGCUCUGCCUUCGGGCCAGUUCGUAGUGACUGAUGUGGAAGGAGGCAAACUCUGGUGUUUCACAGUGGACCGUGGCGUGGGGGUAGUGAAGUACAGUUGCUUAUGUAGUGCAGUGCGCCCCAAGUUUGUCACCUGUGAUGCUGAAGGGACCAUAUACUUUACCCAAGGGCUAGGGCUUAACCUGGAGAACCGGCAGUAUGAGCACCAUUUAGAAGGAGGCUUUUCAAUUGGCUCUGUUGGCCCUGAUGGGCAGCUGGGACGCCAGAUUAGCCACUUCUUCUCCGAGAAUGAGGAUUUCAGGUGUAUUGCUGGGAUGUGCGUGGAUGCCAGGGGAGACCUCAUUGUUGCUGACAGCAGCCGUAAAGAAAUCCUGCAUUUUCCUAAAGGAGGGGGCUAUAACAUCUUAAUCCGGGAAGGACUCAUCUGCCCAGUUGGUAUUGCCAUUACUCCCAAAGGGCAGCUGCUGGUGCUGGACUGUUGGGAUCAUUGCAUUAAGAUCUACAGCUACCACCUGAGAAGAUAUUCCACCCCUUAAAGGCAUGUCUCUAAGCAGAGAUUCUUCCAGCCUCAUUGCAAUCUGACAGGAACCAACGUCAAGCAUUCAGAAAGAUGGUGCCAUAACCAAAGGGGGGUCAACAUAGAAGCCGCUGUGUUUUGUGUUUAGAAACAAAAUAGCUUAUGUGGUGGUGGUCUGCUUUUUCUUCUUCUUUUUUAUAUAUAAAAUCCAUACAAUAAAAAAAGAACAAGUGCCAAGGGAAAGGAUCCAUCCUGGAGUAUUGGUUUCUUGUUAAAUGACUGGUCACUCCAUAAACCUUCUCACCUCCUUACGCCACAUCACCUACACUUCCAGCUUCAGCGUUGUAUCUUUGUGCCAUAAACACUGACUGCUCUAAAUCACCUUCCCUGAGAGAACCAGAGAGGCAAUCCUUGCUGUGGAACUUGCAAGGAACUGGGUAACAGUUGUCUGGGCAGCUACUUGGGAAAGCAGUUUCUGAUUGCAGCACUGCAUCAACUGAAAUAGCCCUAUUAAACUGCGUGGAGAUGGAGCUGUGCUUUCAGAGUGACGAGGGAGGGGCUUCCCUCUCUGGUUUUUGUGUAUUCAGGAGAUCACCCCUGUGGUGGCGUUGGUGAACUGUGUCUGUUCAACAUCAAGUGAGUAGUGGGCAAUCGUGGGAGGUUGAGCUGAGCCACAGAACUGCCCUCUCUGAUGGCAACAGGGUUUUUAUUACUACUGAGAGUUCUGUUAGGUAGAAGGGGAUAAAAAGGGAGGGGGCUAGAGGAAAAAAAUAUAAGGGGGGAGGGAGCCUAUGGUUGAUAUUUACUGUUUUAUUGUUAAAUGUAUCCUGGAAACUGGCUUUGGAAGGUAUGUCUGGUAUCUAAAGCUUUAUUGGGAGGUGGGGAGAAAGGGCUGGGGAAAUAAGUCUGUAGUAAAUGAGAUUCAAUGCAACAUAUUGUACAUUCACCUGCACUUCAUUAUUCUGCAUUCCAGACUCUUCCAUUUAGCAGUAGGCUUCCACUCAUCUGCACUUUGUACCUGCAAGCUGCUCACUGCCAAGAUGGGGGGGGGGGGGCUCUUUCUUUAAUACUUGGAACUGCAUCCAUUGAUGCACUACUUUUUUCCCCUCCUUGCACAGCAAAACACUACAUUCCUCACAUACAUUUUGUUACAGCACCAGCAGGCUCCAGAGUUCAUGUUCAUCACGGCUUUGGGCCAAAUGAAGCACAAAACUGCAGCUGUGUGAACCAAGGCCCCCACAGUGCUACUCUCCUGGCUGAUAAAUGUGUACCUCAGUGUGGUGCUGCUUGCCCAGAAUAGCUUAUUGAAGGAAAGAUGCAUUUAAAUAGGGCACAGUGGUAGCAUGUUAAUCUGCCACAGAUAAUAGUUACACUGCAGCGUGUUUAUUUGUUGCUAUCAACAAUGUAGUUGCAAAUUUGGGGGCAUGACAAACAAUCUUAAAAGCUGAUUUUAUGGUGGCUGCCAUGCUACAGCAAAUUGUUUGCUACUUGUGCUACAACAUGGAUGCAACAAGUGAUUUUUUUUAAGCUCCCAUAUACUUUCCCCUAAUGAAAGAGCAAAGUUAAAUCGCCUUCAGAGCCCCUGCAAGCUCCAGCCUGUUGUUUGGCACUUACAGGGUUUGUAGGAGUGCUGGGAGCAGAUUUUACUGAGAUUUUCUUUCCCUGUUCUGCUCAGCCAAAAAGCACUGAAGAGGCCCAGCACAACACACACCCAGCUGAUGGAGGUGCCCUUCCAUUGGGGAAUCUUCCCAUUUCUCUUACUAUAACAGGAUAGAAAGAGGUUGUGGAGAAGGGAGCAGGAGCUAAGACACUCCCAUGGGAGAUGGUGCUGAGGGAGCCCAUGGGAACUGAACACUCCAUGCCCUACAGGGGCAGGACAAGGGGGAAUGGGUUUAAACUUAAAUAGGGGAGAUUGAGAUGAGCUCUUAGGCAGAAGUUCUUCCCUGUGAGGGUGCUGAGGCGCUGGCACAGGGUGCCCAGAGAAGCUGUG